AUGGAAUUUGUUUCAGUCAUUUUCCAAAAUCAUUGGAAAUUAAUUGCGAGUACAUUCACAAUUAGUAAAUUUUUAUGGGAUUUUUAUUUACAUAAUAGACAAUUGAAAAAAGUUGAACAAACAGAAGUUCAAUUUUCAACUGAACAAACUGAUUUAGUAGUCAAUGAUAAAUCAAGUCAAGCUUUGUCUAAUCUCAAGGAUUUGUUAAGAUUACAUACUGAUAAAUUGGGUUUUGAUUUAAUUAGAAAUUUAAUUAUUAUUAAUUUUAACGUGUACCAUAAAAUUUGGACAGUAAGCGGUACAAUCAACGAGUUGUUAUCAUUUAUAUUACCUAUUAACUCAGUAUCUCAAACUGUUUUAUUUUCGGUUGUUUCGAAUGGGUUAUUGUUUAGUUGGGGUAUACCUAUACAAUUUUAUAGUGAAUAUUUUGUAUCAAAAUUUCCUAAACAAGAACCACCCUUGAAAUGGUUAGUGUAUAAUUUUUCAAAAUUUGUUUUGAAAUGUAUUGGAGAUUCAUUUAAAAUAUUUGGGUUUUUAAUGUUAGCUAAAUUUGCUAAAUCUUUUCCAAUCUGGCAAAUCUCUUUAGGUUUUUUGGUUUAUACCAUUGUCAAAGUAUCUUUAACUCCGUUGUUUGUUAAGAUUGUAUUUCCUGGAUAUUUGAAACCACUUCCAAAAGGUGAAUUAAAAGAUGAAUUAACAAAAGUUUGUGCUGAAGUUGGUUAUGAUCCUGAAUCAAUUUAUUUAUCUGAUUUUUUCGGUGGAAUUGGUUAUAAUUAUUUACCAAAUUGUGUUUUAGCAAAUGAAAGAUUAAUUGAUAAAUUUACAACAAAAGAAUAUUCGUCAAAAGUUUUGCUGGUGAUAUUUACAAUUACUUUAAAUGCUAAUCUCAACCAAAAAUUAAGGGAAACUGCUGAGCUAUAUGUUAAUUUAUUAUUUUUUGAUUAUUUUUUUAUAAAUGAUAACACCAUAUUAACACAAUUUGGAUUUACUGGAAAUCAAGAUGAUUUAAUUUUCAUCAAGUAUUUGAUAUUCAAUCAAAUUUUCUUACCUUUCAACCUAGUUAUAAAAUCAUUACAAAAGUACAUUGAUAGAUUACAUAAUCAACAACUUGAUGAAGAAACUUACGAAAUUUAUAAACAAAUAUUUAUUAAUAGUUUGAAAAAAACUCAAAAUAAUAAUGAUUUACUUGUCUUUGAAAGUGAUUAUUUGUAUAAUAUAUAUUAUACAAAUUUACCAGAUAUUGGUAGAAGAAUUAAGUAUUUGGAACAACUUGAUAAAGUUGAGAAAAUUGAUUGA
Molecule: messenger RNA, 1296 nt
Organism: Lodderomyces jiufengensis
Lineage: Eukaryota; Fungi; Ascomycota; Pichiomycetes; Serinales; Debaryomycetaceae
Exons: 2
Coding region: 1-1296 (431 amino acids)
Biological process (GO): CAAX-box protein processing
Cellular component (GO): endoplasmic reticulum membrane
Molecular function (GO): metalloendopeptidase activity; metal ion binding
Source: RefSeq, a predicted model, not a curated record